Messenger RNA from Penaeus vannamei (Pacific white shrimp), 2044 nucleotides. NCBI's taxonomy places the organism in Eukaryota, Metazoa, Arthropoda, Malacostraca, Decapoda, Penaeidae. The record is from RefSeq and is a predicted model, not a curated record.
CUGAGGUCAAUAGCAGGUCGCAGGUCAAUAGCAUCGCUGAGGUCAAUAGCAUAGCUGAGGUCACGGCCGAGGACGAGGUGGAGGGAGAGGCUGUCAGUCGGGGAGGAGGUUUCAGAAGCAUCAGGAACACGCGCUCCACAGGCACGAGCCGCCCUCGAAGGCAGCUGCGGAGCUUCUCCAAGUACGCCGAGCUCGCCGAGAGGACCGGCAGCCAGGUGGUCGAGUCCCCGGGCGACCGCGUGGAGGAGACGGCCAGGAUCGUCGAAGGAACCAAGAAGCAGGCCGUUCUGUGGAAGGACUUCGGAAUGACGUCAUCGCAGCGAAUCAAGGUUCCCAUCGAUUCGCUGAUCAGUGACUUCGAGGUGUCUUUGACCGGCCGCCUGUCUUCGGCUGUCCUCACGUCCCCUUCUGGUUCAAGAUACGACCUCCUUGCACGGAAUGACAACGCUGGCCGAGGCUAUGAUGUGGUAGCCUUCACUCCGUACCUCGCAAGGGUCCGUAUAGAUAUGACUCAGCGCCCGGACGACGUGGGCGAGUGGACACUGCAGUUCAGCCCAUCUGAUGAGUCGUCGGUCGUCAUUUCAGCGCGCACGCCCAUGGACAUCAUGCCUACCUUUUAUACCCCUGACACCCUUGGCAAUCACCCCUCUUUGCAAAGGGUAGCUGGGCAGCCAAGUAGAAGUUCUGAUACCUACCUGGACGUCGUCAUCACCGGGGUCGACACCGCAAACCUCCGUCGUGUGGACAGAGCGUACCUGAAGGACUCCAUGGGGAAGGAGGUCCUCGACCUGGACUUCCUCACCAAGAGCCCCAGGAGGAACACGUACCUGGCGUUCCCUUCCCGAAACCUACGGGCUGGGCGGUUUACGGUGGUUGUCACGGGCGUCGACGGGAGUGGACGUCCCUUCCGACGCGAGAGUGGGACGCAGUGGGACCUGGUGGAUUCCUCGUUGGGCUUUCCCUUGGGGCGAGAGGUCUGGGGAUCCCCCGGGGAUAGCCUUCGGAUACCUGUCGUCAUUACGAACACCAAUGCUGAUAAUAUCGCACAGAGCACCUACUUUGUCAGUGCUUAUGAUGCUCUGGGCUCCACCGUGUCCCUUGACCAAAAGAGAGUGACACUGGGACGGAACGAGUCGGUGGUUCUGACAGUGACAAUGUUCGUGGAUCCCUCAGUUCUUCCUUACACGACCAACACCCUGGUCGUCACAGCCAUUUCCAACCGGGGCGACACCUCCCAUACACAGGCACAUCUCUCCGUUGUUCCGAAGGCGUUCCUCGCCGACAGGACGCCCCCGACGUGUCAAGUGCUGACCAAGACCCCCUGCACAGGAUACCUCACCCCAGAGACCUGCAGCCAACGGUCCUGGGAGACGGUCGUCUUGCUCAGGGACGCAGAAUCAGGAAUUUUCCAGGUGUGGACCAACCCUCCUUCCGACAUUCCCAACUUUGCCAGCUCGACCCACGAGCUCGAAGUGACCUACAGCGCCCUCUGCUGCGAGCCGAUGGUGACCAUCAGUGUGUACGACGUGGCGGCCAACCUGGGCGUUUGUAACGUUGAUAACGGCAGCCUUGAAGCCGAGCUUCUCAACACGGGCGAGAUCGCGGGCAUCGUCGUGGGCGCCGUCGUCCUCCUGCUGCUGCUCAUCCUCCUGGCGGCGGGCAUCGUCAUCCGGCGCCGUCGCACGAGGACCGAGGACGUCACCCCCAGGAGGCGCGGGGCGAGGAACUCCGACGAGGAAUAGGGGCGACAGGAGGAGCACCCGGGAGCUCAGACCUCCGGCGGGAGUUCGCGAGGGACGUCGUGGUCCUCGGGGCUCUCGGCCACGACGACCUGGACUUCAGGGUCGUCUGAGGGCGUUUCCUCGGGGGCGGCGGAGUCGUCCCCGAGCAGCGCCUCCAGCUCUAGGUCUUCGGUUGACUUCGGGUUCUGGAGAGUGACGUUCAUGAGACCUCAGUCGAUCUUUACCGUCACUAGAAUCCAAAAGUGAAUCGAUCAAGCGGCCUUUUUCUUCCCCUCCCCCUUCUCUCUUCUCUCUCUCUCUCU